GCCUAAAGGAACUUGUCACUCAGUAUUGGCUUUACUGGCAAAUUCUUCGCCACCUACCUUAAUUUCUUCUGUACAGCGUCCAACAGGAGACUGCAAGUGUGACACUAAUAUGAGGAAGCCUUUACAUGCCCCAGACCCUGGAGAACAUCAGGAGCCAGUCGGUUGUUGUGUUUAGAGGACUAUGCUCUCCUCGACACCGUAAGGCAAGCGCUCGUGCUAAACCAGCCAGAUCAGCCUCACAGCCAGCCUGAGCCUCAGCCUCCACCUAUGCAACAGCGAUGGAAUUGAUGCUCCCAGGUGCUGACAUGGGGCCCCAGAAGGACUCCUUCCCCCUGAGCAGAAGGCAUCACUACCUCCACGUCCGGAGAAAAUUGAGGCCCAUAAGGAUUCUAGCUUUCGUCCUCAGCAUUGUGACUCUCAGCACAGUCUUCUCAUUGGGUGCCUUCCAGUGGACUACUUCUUCUACUGGGCUCGCUGGAAAUGGAGGUGAUCUACUUUCCUCCUCCCCCGCUGCUAUGUCCGGGGGAGACCUACUGCAGUCGGCCCCCCGCAGAACACUGCUCACCACCAAGCACCAGGGAGGCCACAACGUCUCUAUGAUGGAGGACAUGCCCGUGGCCAUGAAGUCUUCCAUGGAUGAGAUGAACCAGGGGGACUACCCCACGGAUCUCUUCAACCUGGAGGAGAGAAGGCAGGGGGCUGUGGGUCUGCACAUGUUUGGGAUGUUGUACAUGUUCAUCGCCUUAGCCAUUGUGUGCGACGAGUUCUUUGUCCCGGCCCUAACUGUGAUCACAGAGAAACUUCAAAUCUCGGAUGACGUUGCCGGGGCAACCUUCAUGGCGGCCGGGGGUUCUGCCCCGGAGCUUUUCACUUCCGUCAUCGGGGUGUUCAUCUCCCACAGCAACGUGGGCAUAGGAACCAUUGUGGGUUCGGCCGUGUUCAACAUCCUGUUUGUCAUCGGGAUGUGCGCGUUGUUCUCCAAGGAGGUUCUCCAGCUGACCUGGUGGCCCCUCUUUAGAGACGUCUCCUUCUACAUCAUUGGUCUGUUGAUGCUCAUCCUGUUUUUUUUGGAUAACCAGAUCUUUCUGUGGGAAAGUAUCGCCUUGCUGAUGUGCUACUUGAGUUAUGUGACAUUUAUGAAGUUCAAUGCAGAUGUAGAGACCUUCAUAAAGAGUAAAUUGGGCCAGAAUCAAGUGGAUGAGGUGGAGGCCGCUCCUAAGGCAACCACGGGUGACGACGAAAACAAGUUGACGGCCAAGCCCCGUCUCCAGAGAGGAGGCUCAUCAGCCUCCCUCCACAACACCCUGAUGAGGAAUAGCAUCUUCCAGCUUAUGAUCCACACCCUGGACCCUCUCAGUGAGGGUGAGGGACUGGGGGGGAGAUUCAAAGAGAAGGCCUCCAUUCUCCACAAGAUGGCUAAACAGAAAUGUCAAGAUGGCGGGGAUGGGGAAAAACCCAACGGUGUCGCAGACAAAAACAUCCCGAACAGUUCCAACGUCACAGUGGAAGUCACUUCGCCUGCAAACGGCGACAUAGGACCGGCGGAGGAGGAGGAAGAUGAGGAUGCUCCUCUGAGUUUGGAGUGGCCGGAGACGAACCGCAAACGAAUAACGUAUCUCCUUAUCCUCCCCAUCGUCUUCCCCCUGUGGCUCUCUCUGCCGGAUGUCAGGAGAGAGACUUCCACAAAAUUCUUCCCCAUAACUUUCAUUGGUUCCAUCUGUUGGAUUGCUGCCUUCUCCUACCUCAUGGUGUGGUGGGCUCAUCAGGUUGGAGAGACCUUCUGGAUUACAGAGGAGAUCAUGGGAUUGACCAUAUUAGCAGCUGGUACAUCAAUCCCUGAUCUAAUCACCAGUGUCAUUGUAGCCCGGAAAGGCCUUGGUGACAUGGCUGUGUCCAGCUCUGUGGGCUCCAACAUAUUUGACAUUACCGUGGGCCUGCCGUUCCCUUGGCUCAUCUACGGCCUGGUCAAUGACUUCAAGGCGGUGCAGGUGAGCAGCAACGGCCUGUUCUGCGCCAUCGUGCUCCUCUUCCUCAUGUUGCUCUUCGUCAUCAUCUCCAUCGCCUCCUGCAAGUGGAAGAUGAGCAAGGUGCUGGGAGGCCUCAUGUUUUUACUCUACAUCUUCUUCCUGGUAACCAGCGUCAUGCUGGAAGACAAGAUCAUCAUGUGUCCCAUCUCCAUCUGAAGGCCCCUCUUCAACCCCAACCUCCUGGAAACACAAACACACCUUCUCUCUCAUACACACACAUACAGUACACACAAUCAUUUGAUCCUCCCGUUGUCAAUGGGGGCUUCCAUUGGGAGGAGCAGUAGAAAACUAGCAUGACUUGAUUGAUUGAUUCCAAAUGCCCGAGCCCAACCUGCAAAUGAUAAUUUGUGAACUUUGAGCAGGGCAGACGGACCUGUCGAUGAGGGAUUGAUUCACGAUGCUACUGCCCAAUGGGAUGGGUUUCUCUCCACGUCACAUGACCACAUCCGAGAGCUUCCAUUGGUUUAAAUCUGUCGUUGACUGGCAAACAGGCGAUUGUAAUCACGCCCAUUUCGGAGAGUAGGGGACCACGUCUGGUUACUCCAAUCCAGAGGACUAUGUGAUAUGAUUUAGAGAAUAGAUUUGAAUAUUUCAGGUAUCUACUGUCCAUCCGGUAAAAACUUUGAUGGCUGUAUGAAGUGGAGCUCUGGAAAAGGUCCUGCAGGUCCUAACCAGAAAGUGGAACCUGGCAGAGAAAUGGAAGAGAGGUUCAACAGAUGCAAGAAAUAUCAAGGCAUGAGGAACAUGGUUGGAUGCACCAACAGGUAGAUUAAAGAGCAGCACCUCAGCUUUCAUAGAGUUUACCGAACUCCAGUAAAAUCGCGAUCAAUUUGCACAGGUCCUUGCUAUAAGAGUGUCUGAGGAUUGCGUGGAUCAAGCGGAAGUGUUUUUCUUGAUUUUUGUAAAUUAGUUGUCAGUUGUAUUUAUAUUACAAUUGCUUACUUUGCAAAACCCAAAAGGUUUUUGUUCUCAAAUCAAAAUCUAGAAUUUGUACAGUUCUGAUUGGGCUUAUAACUGUUACAUGUUUGUAUGGACUUGCAAAGUUUGGAAAGGUAAAAGUGUAAAUGAAGAGAAAAUGGUAGUAAUAUGACGAGGGUGGUUUUGUUUGGGACAAUUUUGUGAAUUAAAUAUAAUGUAGUAUUUCUAAUGUAUCUUCUGUUUCUUAAACCCAACCCAUAUUUUCAAACUUGUUUGACAUAUAAUAUUAAGGUGAAUCCAGUUGAGCAAAUCUAUUGUACCUAAUGCUACAACAAUUUUAUGGUUGAAAAUGUAACAAUACCAUUUUUUUCCCCGGUAAAAGAUAUAUACACUGUGCUCCACUUAUUCUGUACGCAAAUCAGCUGAGGAACAUGACAAGUGUAAAUAGUUCAAAUGGUCGACAGGUGUGAUGUAGGGACACACUUUUUCAACCCCUUUUAAUCAAAUGUAUUUAUAAAGCCCCUUUAACAUCAGCAGAUGUGACAAAGUCCUAUACAGAAAUCAAGACUAAAACCCCAAACAAUGCAAACGUAGAAGCAGAUGUGAAGUGAAAAUAUAUAUAAAGGGGUUGUGAACUCUGUACAAAUGAUCAGUUUUCCAUGUUUGAUACAGUUUGUAUGCUUCAGAAUCAUAUAGGGAUAUAAAUAUCUAUUUUUUUAUUCGUUAUUUGUUUGCUUAUUUUCUCUGUAUAAUAGAGCAAACAGUAACAUGUAUAUCUGAAUAACAUCCUGUUUUUUUCUCUCACUUGUGAUCAACUGAACAGAAUAAGGGGUUUAAGAUUUUAUAUUGACCAAAAGCAAAACAGCAUGUCAAUGAUAUUCUCAGAAUAAUCGAUAGUUCUACACUGUAAAAAAAAAAAUCUAUAUGUUUCUUCUUCACUAUAAGAUCGAUCAUAAAAAAAUGUCAAACUAUUUAUUUGCUUCAGAAUUGUUACCUUACCGUUGCUGUAUGAGGCUUGCCCUUUGACUGGAAAACCUUAUCCCUAUCACAGGAUUCUCCAACCAUGUUCCUGGCGCGCUACCAAGGUUUUCAAUCCAACCACAGAUGUAACUAACCUGAGUCAGUUGAUCAACCAACUAAUUAUUAGAAUCAGGUGCGCUAGAUUAGUGUUUGAGCGACAAUUCAUAAGACGUUAGCUCUCUAGGAACAGGUUUGGAGAGCCCUGCUCUAGCACAUGAAGCACACAGUAUGUGCAUCACCACAAUUAAGUUGUUUUCUUAUAAAUAAUUGUUAAGAUAACAAGCCCAAUUUUGCAAUACUUGUACCAUAAUAGUGACUUGUUAUAUUAUCACAUCCUAGUGGGCAAAAAUGGUGUAAAAUAUGUCUUUUGGAAAGAGAUGUGCAGUGGAAACAACGUAUUUUGAACCAUAUUUGCUCACUGGGAUAUGCUAUAUGUGAUUUUUAACAAUAAUAAUUGAACCAUCUGAGACUGAAUAGGCAAAAAAAACACACAAAAAAAAAGAUAUACUAUAUUGACAACUAAAAUAAUGGAUUAUCUUUGUUAAAAGAUUUUCCAUGUAUUACUGUAACCCCUUUCACUUUUUGAUAAAUUCUCGAAGCCAAUUUCAUCAUUGUCAAUUUGUUUUCUCUCGCGAAUGCAAUGUUUAUGCAUACCAACAGUUUGUAAACUGUAAUGUAAACUCAAAAACAUGAUAAUUCCAUCUUCUGUUUAGACCAAUAUCGCUUCCACUGCUUUAGGGUUUAAUGUUAUUGAUAUGUAUAGAACGUGUUUAAAAGACAGAUAACGUUCAUGACUUUAGACAUCCACGUUGCAUUAAUAAAGAAACACUUUCAUAUAGUGGGUUAUUUCUUGAUCUUUUUUUUCAAUGGAUCUUAUGCGUGUGUAACAUUUAAUGCAUGGAUGAGUAGGAAGGAAAGACGGUCAAUAUACAGAACUAUAUGGACAGCGUGGAAGUCUAUCAUAAUAACACAGAACAAAGAAUGAAUGGCAAUGCUUUUAUAUUUCUGUUACAUACCAUAUAUUUAAGUAUGAAUCGUGUAUUUGAAUCAUAAUCAUGUAUACUUGAAUCAUGUAAAAUAUUGUUUAAAAAAAUUCAUAUCAGUCAUUCUGUAUAAAAUGUCAUAUGAUAAUAAAUGGAUCUUUGUUUGAAA
Oncorhynchus kisutch (coho salmon) is the source of this 5117-nucleotide messenger RNA. Its product is annotated as sodium/potassium/calcium exchanger 2-like. The coding region runs from base 279 to 2183 and encodes 634 amino acids. Gene Ontology annotation, molecular function: calcium channel activity; calcium, potassium:sodium antiporter activity. NCBI's taxonomy places the organism in Eukaryota, Metazoa, Chordata, Actinopteri, Salmoniformes, Salmonidae. Gene Ontology annotation, biological process: calcium ion transmembrane transport; intracellular calcium ion homeostasis; long-term synaptic depression. The record is from RefSeq and is a predicted model, not a curated record. Gene Ontology annotation, cellular component: plasma membrane. The transcript has 10 exons.